Messenger RNA from Trichomonas vaginalis G3, 165 nucleotides. RefSeq lists its product as uncharacterized. NCBI's taxonomy places the organism in Eukaryota, Parabasalia, Trichomonadida, Trichomonadidae. The coding region runs from base 1 to 165 and encodes 54 amino acids. The transcript has a single exon. The record is from RefSeq and is a predicted model, not a curated record.
AUGCCAGAAGGACUCGGAAUGCCAGAAGGACUCGGAAUGCCAGAAGGACUCGGAAUGCCAGAAGGACUCGGAAUGCCAGAAGGACUCGGAAUGCCAGAAGGACUCGGAAUGCCAGAAGGACUCGGAAUGCCAGAAGGACUCGGACAAGACAAUUUACCUCAUUGA